Molecule: messenger RNA, 4196 nt
Organism: Phycodurus eques (leafy seadragon)
Lineage: Eukaryota; Metazoa; Chordata; Actinopteri; Syngnathiformes; Syngnathidae
Gene: ube2ql1
Product: ubiquitin-conjugating enzyme E2Q family-like 1
Exons: 3
Coding region: 432-1271 (279 amino acids)
Source: RefSeq, a predicted model, not a curated record
UGGGCUGCUGAGCGUUGAAGUGAGUGUGCUCGCUCGUCCUCCUCUACAUUACUCGAGCUGCAGCGGCUGCGCGCGCACACGCACGAAGGCACGCACGAAGCGCUUUCCUGCAGCUCGGCUCGGUGAAACUCUCGCGGAUCUGCCGGAUUGUCUUUUUAUUUUUAUUUGUACACUGUCAGCAGAAGACACUCUGGAUUUUACGCAUUGGUCACGCCGUGCGAUGAUGAUGCACUGAGAGGAAAAAAAGCGCAGGAUCGUGGGCUGUGUUCACCCCCGAAGGCUGCAGUGAAGGCAGAGAGAGCUGAGAGUGGUGCAAGCAAGGUGAACUCAGUAGUCCACAUCCUUACCGGCGUGGGGGGAAAGGGUGCAAUCUCGACCCUCUGCAGGGGGGGAUCGGUGGAGAAAUCAAAACCAGAUCCGUAAACUAAAUUAUGGCCACUCUACUGCGGAAAAUCGGUCUGAUCCGCCUGCACGACCGUGACACCGAGGACCCCAAACACCAUCAAGGCUCUUUAAAGGGCACCAAAGGAAACCAGAAAAACAACAAACACUGUCAGACGGCCAACGACACCAACAUCCUCAGCACCCCGGAGAUUAAGGCCAGGAAGCUGGACCAGCAGGGCAAGGACAAGGAGAAGCCGGGCAAGGAGGCCAAGGAAAAACAACAGCAGCAGCAGCAACAACAGCAAACCGGAGGAGGUGGGAAUAAAAGCACCGGAGCCUCCUCCGUACCUGCGCUCGCCCCUCACCGGCAUCACUGCACCCAAGUGCGGACGCGCAGGCUGAUGAAGGAGCUGCAGGAGAUCCGGAGGUUAGGGGACAACUUCAUCACGGUGGAGCUGGUGGAGGACAACCUGUUCGACUGGAACGUCAAGCUGCACCAGGUGGACAAGGACUCGGCGCUGUGGCAGGACAUGAAGGAGACCAGCACCGAGUUCAUCCUGCUCAACGUCACCUUCCCCGACAACUUCCCCUUUUCGCCGCCCUUCAUGCGGGUGCUGACGCCCCGCUUGGAGAACGGCUACGUGUUGGACGGCGGCGCCAUUUGCAUGGAGCUGCUGACCCCCCGCGGGUGGUCCAGCGCCUACACGGUGGAGGCCGUCAUGAGGCAGUUUGCAGCCAGCCUCGUAAAAGGACAGGGGCGCAUAUGUCGGAAAGCAGGCAAGUCCAAGAAGGCCUUCAGCCGUAAAGAAGCCGAGGCCACCUUCAAGUCGUUGGUGAAGACCCACGAGAAGUACGGCUGGGUGUCUCCGCCCGUGUCGGACGGCUGAGCGCCGACCCCUGACCUCCACGCACAAAAUGACACAGCACGCUAACUCAACAAUCUCUCACACUCACCUUUUGCUGUAGCUUUCUUUGUGUGUGUGUGUGUUAAUUGGGGGAUUUGUUUUUAAUAUGCAGACAAGAUGAUCACCACCGUCAUCACCACCACCACCAUCAUCAUCAUCACUUCUACAGGACGUGACUUGCCGUCACUCUCGCCCAGGGAAAUUCCUUCCCCAUUUUGGCAAAGGCCUGAGCGGGACGUGUGUGUGCAUUUGGGGAUGCAUUUGUUUCCUUAAUUGUUUUUUGUUUUUGUUUUUUUCUUCUCAUGCACGUGCAAUUGGACAAAGUGUGGACUUGUGAAGCUGAAUGAAGCAGACUCAUCCCUGCUCCUGUCGCUCUCUCCUCGACCCCCCCCCCCUCCUUUUCCUUUCGCCAUUAGUCUUCGUCGUCUGCGUACGGAUGUGGGCUCAUUUGCAUAUAAAUGAAGCUGUUAAUGUUUAAUAGAUGGGCAGCGUGCCUGCUUCUACGCUCGCUCGCUCCUUCAUUUCCUCUCUUUUUUUUCUGUCGACUGUUCGGUUGCCCACACUUGGAUGCAACGCGAAGAUUGUAAUGUACAUGGAGCUGUGCUCUCUCUCUGGCUCUCCCUGUAUCUCCUCUCUCCAAGCUGUCUCGCCCACCGUCUUUCUUGUCUUUCGUGGCUAAAUUCAGAGCUCACUGUUGUGUAGAUGGAUUUUGAUUUCUAAUGGACGGGGAAAAAAAAGUCACAUGUUGCAUUAUGCAGAGACUUUGUAUGAUACAUGGAAUGAUAAUCAUCUCUCGGUGUGUUGAUGAGACCACUUCGGUCCUUGUGAUUUAAGAUGGUCGGGCCUCAUUUUGUGUGUAUGCGUGAAAGGGACACAGCCCUUUAAAACAGAAAAUAUGAACUGUGAAUGACACUAAGGCCUAAAGAGUUACUGUUUUUAAGGGAAUAUGUGUGUCUGUGUGAUCCAUACAAAACAACCAAAGUCUAGCAGGAAAUCCGCUGUGCUAUGAACACACUCGUGCGCACAUCUACUGUACCUGCGUGGCUUGACCGCAGCAGGCGGGAGCUCGCCAUUGCAAUGAAUGUACGCUCCAGAGCACCACAUGAUUGCGCAGAGAGAGACAUCCGCGGGUAUUAGGAAGGGGGCAGACCGAGAGAAAGGGACGUAGGGCGGGGGCGCUUCUUGGAAAUGUCAGCGAGCUGCAAGAUGGGGGAAACCUGCAUUGGCAACUUAAUGGACGCACAGGAAUAAAAAAAAAACAUAGACGACUAGGAGGCAAUGUUGGAACACCUGGAGAGGAAAAUUUAAAAUAUGGAAUUGCUUCCGAAAAGAUUUUCUGCAAGACGGACAUUUUUGGACUGUAGUAUUAGGAAAGGAGAGGACGUGCAAAUGGAAGGAUGUUUAGAGUUUGGUUCCACUGCAGUGUGACGGUACACUCGCCUGACUGUCUCAUCAAUUGGGAACGAUUCCCUCCUAAACACCAAAUCUCAACAGUCUAAAUCAGUCCUUAGUUAGAACUAAAAAUGACUUAAAAUUAUGCUAUUACGCUAACUAUACGUAUGUAAGAAUGUACAGAAAUCAAUCUGUGUAAAAUCGUCCACAAUGUUGCUUCAGCACUAUGUCCCAAUACUUCAGGCCACAUAGCGUACGUGAUGACGCCACUCUGGCAUUUGAAAUGUGUCCGCCCUGUCAGCUCGGCUUCCGCGCGCGCGUUACAUUCUGCUCUGUGUCAGUUAAAUGUCAUCGGCAAAGCUGCUAAUUGGGCUGACAUUUCCGCCAAGCGUCAUUAAAGAGAGACGGGCGGUUGAGAGCGAAAGGAUGGAGGAUGUCAAACCUCCCGCUCGGCCCCCCUCCUCCACCCGCUGGCAUUUCGGUUCCCGUUGCGUUACCCCCGCUGUGUUUGUUUUAGGAGAGGAAGGGCAGACGGAGAAGUGAGGUUGGAGGAUGCGUGUGGGUGCGCAUGUGUGGGGGGAAAAGUGUGUUUCUAGCAUAACAAAAGACAUGACAUGACUAAAGUUUCAUUUCCGGGUUGAUUGUAUAGUCCUCUAAUGGCUCACCAGUACAGAAAUACUGUAAAUUGAAUUCAUAUUAUACCACAAAAUAUCUCCAAGUUGAGUGUUUGCUGCUUUGAAGCCAAUCAUUUUGUGAUAGAUUUAAACUGGUAGUUAGCAGACACUAACAGCUGGUUAUCUUGUAUUAUAUUUGCAUGUCAACUGUGAUUGGUAGCUACCUAGUGUAUAUUUUCUUUGUUUUUUUAAGAAAAGUGAGGAAAAACUGCAGAGAUGAACAAAAAUGCAAAGGCUUCUCUUGUUUUUGGUUUUUGGAGGGCGAAGAGGGGUUUCUGUACUGUAUGUGCUUUUCUUUUUACGCGUCCUCAAAUGUCAUAUUGUCUUCUAUGAAUGUGUUUUAAUUUAUUUGUUGUUUGCCAAAAAUGAAGAUUUGAAGCAUGGUGCAGGUAUUGUCACAAGAAAACAAGGGGGGGGAAUCUUAGCUAGAAUGAUAUUUGUGUUCAUUUGGAGGACUGAAGGACAAAGUUGCAAAGCCUCAACACCUUAAAGGGACUUUUCCCUUGGAAGAAAAUCCCAUCACGACCCAAAACAAAGUCGCAACACCUCCCAUAAAGUCACAACUUCCCGUUCGGUCCUGCAGUCAUUUGGCUUCAUGCAGUUAAAACUAAAAUGUGGAUAGAAAUUUCCCUCCCUCAAAUCGCAGUUGUAGGAUCAGUCUUGAUCUCCCAGUGCUUCACAUCUCAUUUGUCAUAUGGGCAUGUGCACAUCUGACCCGAGAUCAGCUACUCUGGACAAUUCCAUUCUCCUGACUUGAUUGUUUGGUCGAAAAAGUGGGAAAAGGUUCGUUUGCAAGACCAAACAAGAAUGUGCAAUAAAAUUCACAGCAUAUUCAAAGUGA